UAAAAUUUUAUUUACAAAAUUAAAAUUGAAAUAACGAUAAAUAACAAGAUUAGCGUGUUUAAUUGUGAAAUUGUAAUGAACUCUGUAAGUUAGUAAUUAUUUGAAAGUCAUAUUAUGUCCGAGAAAAAAGGCAAAGAUGGCAAUAAAGCCCCGGAUCCUAGUGCGUUUAUGAAGGAUUUCAUCGCUGGCGGCGUUUCAGCUGCGGUAUCAAAAACAGCCAUGGCACCUAUGGAACGAGUGAAGUUAAUUUUACAAGUGCAACAUGUCUCUAAGCAGAUACCUGAAGAUAAACGCUACAAAGGAAUCGUCGAUGCCUUUAUUCGUAUACCUAAAGAGCAGGGCCUGGGAUCUCUAUGGCGAGGGAAUAUGGCAAACGUGAUUCGGUACUUUCCCACACAGGCGUUAAACUUUGCUUUCAAAGACGUGUAUAAAAAGAUAUUUCUCGAGGGAGUUGAUAAAAAUACUCAAUUUUGGACAUAUUUCGCUGGUAAUCUGGCUUCUGGUGGUGCUGCAGGUGCAACUUCUCUGUGCUUUGUGUAUCCACUAGAUUUUGCACGAACCAGGUUAGCAGCGGACGUCGGCAAAGGAAAAGCGAAAGAAUUUAAUGGUCUUGUUGACUGUUUAAUGAAAACCUUAAAAACUGAUGGGCCUUUGGGCUGGUAUAGAGGUUUUGUCGUGUCCGUGCAGGGUAUUAUAAUUUACCGUGCGACCUAUUUUGGAAUGUAUGACACUGCACGUGGAAUGAUGACUGAUACGAAAAAUACAUCACUUUUCGUUACCUGGUUGAUUGCACAGACGGUGACGACAAUUGCCGGCAUCGCUUCGUACCCACUGGAUACGGUGAGACGGCGAAUGAUGAUGCAGUCUGGUAGACCGGCGCACGAACGCAUAUAUAAAAAUACUCUACACUGCUGGGGAGUCAUCCUCAAAACAGAAGGGCCUGGUGCGUUCUUUAAAGGGGCAUUUUCAAAUGUUCUGAGAGGCACCGGUGGAGCAUUUGUAUUAGUGUUGUACGAUGAAAUCAAGAAACUGCUUUGAUAUCAAAUGGCUAGGUACUUGGAUUUAUUAAAAAUUGAUUGCCCGGUGAUUCUUUUGAAGUGUGUUUAGAAGCAUACGUAUUGUGCACUUAAUAAAUUGAAAUUAAUUUUAUA
Molecule: messenger RNA, 1151 nt
Organism: Pararge aegeria (speckled wood butterfly)
Lineage: Eukaryota; Metazoa; Arthropoda; Insecta; Lepidoptera; Nymphalidae
Product: ADP,ATP carrier protein-like
Exons: 4
Coding region: 115-1038 (307 amino acids)
Biological process (GO): mitochondrial ATP transmembrane transport; mitochondrial ADP transmembrane transport
Cellular component (GO): mitochondrial inner membrane
Molecular function (GO): ATP:ADP antiporter activity
Source: RefSeq, a predicted model, not a curated record